Messenger RNA from Ostreococcus tauri, 828 nucleotides. RefSeq names its product JmjC domain. The transcript has a single exon. Bases 1 to 828 code for a protein of 275 amino acids. NCBI's taxonomy places the organism in Eukaryota, Viridiplantae, Chlorophyta, Mamiellophyceae, Mamiellales, Bathycoccaceae. Gene Ontology annotation, molecular function: 2-oxoglutarate-dependent dioxygenase activity. The record is from RefSeq and is a predicted model, not a curated record.
AUGUCCCUCGACGUCAUCGAUCGGAACGCGACGAAAGAUGCCUCGACGACGCGUUUUCUGGAACAAAGGUUAAAACUUGAGGACGACGCUCGCGCCUUCGCGCGCGAUCACAGGGGCGCGCGACCGCGAUUAUUCACCGGUCUGUGCGCGGAUGUCCCCGCGGUACGAUCGUGGAUGGACGUCGAGGCGUUCGAGCGCGCGGGUGCGGGGUCGAGGACGUGCACUUUGUCGUCGCGCGCCGCGGAUGGGAGAGCGUUCAUAAAAGCGGACUGCGAGAAGGAUGAGAGCGGAACAUUCGAGGAAGCGUGCGAAAAGGUGUUCGUGAGACGAGAGCGCGUGUACGCUCGAGCAGAGCUCGUGGCGUCAAUGGCAAGCGCGAGCGGGGUCGAGCGCGUGAGUGAGAUUUUUGGAGAGGAGGCAAAGCUGAGGAACUGCGGUGUGUGGUUUGGUGCGGCGGGAAACGUUACACCGUUGCAUUACGAUCUGUGUCACGGGUUUCUGGUGCAAGUGAGGGGCGUUAAGACGUUCACAGUUUAUCAUCCAGACGAUUGGCGCGCGAUGGCACCUCGUAAGAAUCGUCCAGAGUUGUCGCGCAUAAAUCUUGAUAAAUACCUGAACGGCGACGCGGAGGAGCGAGAGAAGUAUCCGCGUUUCGCCGCCGUCGCUCCCGUCGGAACGUUCACACUAAACCCUGGAGACGUGCUCUAUACACCGCCGUUCUUCUGGCAUCACGUGCGAACGCACGACGAGGAACCGGCGAUUAGUGUGUUGGUGCCGUUUGAUCCCUCUCCGGAUGAACCGAUUCACGUCUGUCAUUUGUAUGGAUGA